GUUUCCACAACAGAGGUUGCAAUGGAGUCUCAGGUCCGGCACAAUUUCCACCAGGACUGCGAGGCCGGGCUCAAUCGCUUGGUGAACCUGAAAUACCACAGCUCCUAUGUGUACCUGUCCCUGUCCUCCUAUUUUGACCGUGAUGAUGUCGCCCUGGCCAACUUCGCCAAAUUCUUCCGGGAACGUUCGGAAGAGGAAAGGGAGCACGCAGAGAAAUUUAUCAAGUACCAGAAUGAGAGGGGCGGGCGGCUCUACCUGCAGAAUGUAGAAAAACCAGAGCGAGAUGACUGGACCAGUGGCUUGGAGGCACUCCAGGUAGCGCUGAAACUGGAGAAGCAUGUCAAUCAAGCACUGUUGGAUCUGCACGGUGUCGCUGGAAGCAAGAAUGACCCUCAUAUGUGCGAUUUCCUGGAAUCUCCAUUUCUAUCAGAGAGCACUGAAGUGAUCAAGAAGCUUGGAGACCACACCACCAGCCUGAGGAAGCUCAGUGGGGGCCAGCCUGGAAUGGGGGAGUAUCUCUUUGAUAAGCACACGCUCGGUUGAAUGCUGCAUUGCUGGAAACCUCUACCUCAUCCUGUGUAGGAGCUAAUCCAACUGGAGACACACACAAGCUGUUUUUUUAAAAAUAACAACCAUUCCAAAUUUCUAGGAGAUUGAAAAAGUUUAUCCUUUUCAAAUAAAAUGUGCCAUGUGACAUGUC
Messenger RNA from Xenopus tropicalis (tropical clawed frog), 700 nucleotides. Its product is annotated as Ferritin, lower subunit (Ferritin L). The record is from RefSeq and is marked provisional. Gene Ontology annotation, biological process: intracellular iron ion homeostasis; iron ion transport. The transcript has 4 exons. Gene Ontology annotation, molecular function: ferric iron binding; ferroxidase activity. Lineage: Eukaryota; Metazoa; Chordata; Amphibia; Anura; Pipidae. Bases 22 to 543 code for a protein of 173 amino acids.